Messenger RNA from Letharia columbiana, 939 nucleotides. RefSeq lists its product as uncharacterized. The record is from RefSeq and is a predicted model, not a curated record. The transcript has 10 exons. Gene Ontology annotation, biological process: 'de novo' IMP biosynthetic process. The coding region runs from base 1 to 939 and encodes 312 amino acids. Gene Ontology annotation, cellular component: cytoplasm. Lineage: Eukaryota; Fungi; Ascomycota; Lecanoromycetes; Lecanorales; Parmeliaceae. Gene Ontology annotation, molecular function: phosphoribosylaminoimidazolesuccinocarboxamide synthase activity.
AUGUCGUCUCAAGCGGUGAUGUCGAUUGACCUGAAGUCCCUAAAGCUGGUCGCGAGUGGUAAAGUAAGAGAGAUAUACCAGAUCGACAAGUCUACUCUCCUCAUGGUCGUCACGGAUAGAGUAUCUGCAUAUGACGAGAUCCUCUCUAGUGGAAUCCCCGAUAAAGGAGCUAUCUUGUGUCAGAUGUCAGCGUAUUGGUUCACUCUUCUCGGCGCCCAAAUGCCGAAUUUCAGACACCAUGUUCUGAGCCUUCAGCCACCGUCCGGCUGCCAAAUCGUGUCUCUUUCGGAGAGAGCAACCUUACGAGGUCGAUGUAUGCAGAUCCAGGCCCUAAAGGUGUUUCCUAUCGAGGUCAUCGUUCGGGGCUACCUUACAGGGUCUGCAUGGGAUGAAUACAAAAAGUCUUCAACAGUUCACGGUAUUCCGCAGCCGGCGGGGCUGCAACGCUGUCAGGCGUUCCCGGGGGGGCCGAUCUACACACCGUCCACGAAAGCGCCCCAAGGUUUUCACGACGAGAAUAUUUCGCCCGAGGAGGCAAGAAGGAUUGUGGGCGAAAAGUGGGCUGGGGAGAUUGAAAAUCUUGCCCUCAGUAUCUACAAGACCGCUCAUUCAUUCGCUAUGGAGAGGGGCAUCAUCAUCGCCGAUACCAAGAUGGAAAUCGCCCUCGACGAGAAGAAAGACGAGAUAGUUGUAGUAGACGAGCUGUUGACUCCUGACAGCUCGCGUUUUUGGCCAGCGCCGGUCCGUGUGGGCGAAGAGCAACCAAGCUUUGAUAAGCAGCACAUUCGUGAUUACUUAAAAGCCCACGGCCUGGUGGGAAAGCCCGGCGUAGAGCUACCCGAGCACAUUGUUACUGAGACGACAAAUGCAUAUAGGGAGGUUUUUAGAAGGCUUACCAGCCAAACCCUUGAACAGGCUAUGGAAGCGUUGGGGGAUUGA